Molecule: messenger RNA, 6623 nt
Organism: Hypanus sabinus (Atlantic stingray)
Lineage: Eukaryota; Metazoa; Chordata; Chondrichthyes; Myliobatiformes; Dasyatidae
Exons: 32
Coding region: 1112-5266 (1384 amino acids)
Source: RefSeq, a predicted model, not a curated record
UGCUUAGAUCUAUUUAGAAGAUUUAAUUUUCCUUUUUUGUUUUCUGUCAUUAACUUCUUGUUUAAAGCUCGAGUAGAGACGUGAAGGGAGCUGGUUUUGUGAAUGUAAAACCUGUAAAUCUAGGAGGGCAACAGGAAGUGAUGCCUCUUUGUUGCCAGUUUGACCUGUGUCAUCAGAUCAUGGUGUGCAGGGACUGAUGGAAGGAAAGCAGGUCCGAUGAACAGUUGGCUGAAGACGUCCCUCGGUAGAGACUUCGGGGCAGUAGUGAUACAGUGGAAGCAACUCAAAGGAAAGACAGCACUCCAGACAAGUGCGGGGUGGGUGCACCUCGGUAGGACCAGAUAGAGUAGGUCUUACACAGUGAACGGAAGGGCACUGGAGUGCUGUGGAAAGGGAUCUGGAAAUACAGGUCUAUAAUUCAUUCAAAGUGGCGGCACAGGUAAGUAGAGUCGCAAGGCUUUUGACACAUUGGCCUUCAUAAAUCACAGUAAUGAGUACAGGAGACGAAAUGUUACCUUGAAGUUGUAGAAGAUGGUGAGGCCUAAUUUGGAGCAUUGUGUGCAGUUUUGGUCACCUACCUACAGGAAAGGUACAAAAUUUACAAAGAUGUUGCCAAGGCUGGAGGACCUGCGUUGUAAGGAAAGAUUGAAUAGGGUAGAACUUUAUUCUUUGGAAUGUAGGAGAAUGAGGGCAGAUUUAAUGAGUAUACAUUAUAAGGGGUAUAGAUAGGGUAAAUGUAAGGUUUAUUUUUUUCCACUGAGGUUGGGUGAGACAGGAAGUCAUGGCUUAAGGAUGAAAGAAACAUAGAAAACCUACAGCAUGUUACAGGCUCUUCAGCCCAUAAAUAUGUGCUAAAUACAUUUUACCUUAGAAAUUACCUAGGGUUACUCAUUUUUCUGAGCUCCAUGUACCGGUCCAGGAGUCUCUUAAAAGACCUUAUCGUAUUUCUUCAACAGUUUGAACGGGACACGACUGAGCAAGCGCAUGAGAGGCGGCGGGAGAGUAAAAAAGCGUGCAGAUUAACAGAGUAGGCAGGCUUUGGCUCGAGAGGCUUCGGACGAGCUUGCUCUUAUUCAGUUCAUGUCGAAAUCUUAGAGGUUGUUGCUGACAAAUGAGUACCUCAAGAAGCACUGAGGAUCACCUGGGGACUAGCAUGAAUUACUGUCCUUUCAAGAUGGAUUGGCUGGACUCCAGCUUCCAGGAAACAUUAUUCCCUGGUAAACCAUGGCACAAGGUUUAUGAAAAAUUAGAUUCUGCCCUUGCUUGUGAAAUUAAGGAUCAAUUGAAGAAUCCUGAAAGAAAACAGAUAAUUCUUCAACUUUUGGGGCGUGCGUUUGUACAGAAGCACCUCAUCAGCCAUCUGGAGCAGCCUGACUCUUUGCAUCCACCCAACAUUACUGUUGGACACCCUGAACAUCUACUUCAGGAUACACGAGUGUGGUUGCAAGAAAUUGUGUUGAAGGCAGCUGAGAAGUGUGGUUGCCAAAGGAGACUGGCUGGUGAUUAUUCUGACCAAUCAUCGGAGAUGAUCAAUUUCAUUGAUGACACCAAAAAUCUGAUUUUCACGAAAAUGGAACAGCUACUGGCAAGACAUGAGGCAAAGCAAAAUGACUCUGAUUCUGAUUUGGCACAGAAAUCGGUUACAGAACAGUAUUCGUGGGCAGAAUUGGCUGGAAGACGACCAAAGUCAGUAGAGAGUAAAGAUCUGCACCUGACAAUGCGGAGACGAUCUGAAUUUCAAUUAAAUUCAAAUGGUGACAACAACCUGAAGUCCAAGUUUAAUCCUCCACCACUAAGCUGCGUGCAGAGUGAGGCACUUGGAAGCUCUGUCCGUGCCAUCCUCGAGUCAGAUCGGCAACAGAUGCAUGCCAUUUGUGAACGGCUGAAAGGAAAGUUGCUUCCAUCGACACUCAGAAGUUUCACUUGGUUGGAUAAGCUGCUGAAAAUGAAUGAAAACUACCAAACCAGAGUUUCAACAGAUGUUGAGAAAAAUAUCAGGGAGAAAUUUGGAUGGGUACUUCAUCGCAGAGUCGCUCAACUGAAAUUGAGAAGUGCAACACGAUCUCCUAUUUCAGGAUUAGUGGAAAACGCUGUAGUUGAGAAAUUUGAGAAGACACCCUGCAUGCAGCCCUUUGCCACAAAUGAGCGGAUGAUUUUGGAAGCCAGCAAGGCACUCAAUGUCCUAUAUGUUUAUGAUGGAACAUUCCAACCGUACCUAAUAUACUGGCUCUUUCCUCUUCAAGUUGCUUUUAAACAUUCAUCAUCUAAGUCUGAACAUCCAUAUGAGCUAGCCAUGUAUCUGCACCUGCUCAUUCAUAAUCUAUUCCCAACAUGGCCUGAAAUUUUUGGAAUGGCAGAAAGAGUGAUGAAUCGUCUAGAGAAUGAAGACCCAGAACUCUUUGCUCACCUUCAUUCUUCAUUCACCAAAAAUGCCUUGCUUGAUCCCAUGCAAUUUUUCCAGGAAAAGAUACAGACUCAAAAGUUCAACAACUCUGAAGAUAGGCAUCACAACAGCAAAGAGUGUUUGGAAAACCCAAUUAUACUCCUCAGGAAGUGGAUGGGAGAGGGUUUUGUGGGCAUUUUGGAUCUGCCAGCUGUGCUGCUGACCUGGGACCAGCUCUUUAUGCAAGACUGGAAGACUCAGGUGAUGGAGGAUUUCUGCCUGACAAUCCUCCUGCUAUUGAGGGAGCCUUUAAUGGAAGCUGAUGAUCAACACAGUCUGAAACAGGUUUUCUUUUCUUAUGCCGACCACCUGUACACAGUAGAUAUUCAAAGAUCUUGGAUCCACUUACAACAAGGUGGCUUACCAGCUGAUAUUCCUGGGUUGAACCGACUUAAAUUAAGAAAUCUUUAUGGACCAGAUCCAAAGAACAAAAGAGCUUUGACAGAUACCAAUGACCCCGAUACUAAAGUCAUAUUGGGUGAGAUCCGACCUUUUGGAGUAAAGAAUAUAUCAGUGGAACUAUAUUUACUGAAAUCCAAAUCAGAGGAGUGGUUAAAGGAUUUUAACCCACUUGCUGUAAAGUUAACUGUUUCUAUAUUCUAUGGAAACUUGAAAUUGUGCUCAAAGUCGUCUAUAUCCAAGCCAAUCCUUUUGAAAUUGACUGAAGAAGGAGCAUCCAGUGAGGCAGCAGUGACUGAAGUAACUCUCAAGUUUGAUGAUAAAUUUGAGUUUGAGUCAUUCGAUCCAUCUAAGCUCAAAGUCACAAAUUCAACUGGCCAACCAUAUGUCUUUAUCAAACUGCUGCAUUGUCCCACUAUGGAAGAUCUUGGAACAAUACUCAUGGGCUGGAUUAAGAUAGACCUAUUUCAUCAAGAAACCACAGUAUCUGGGUUUGUAUGGGUAUCUCAACCACAAUUUCUGGACAUUAUACUGCAUCCAGGAAAACUCCCUGACAACAUUAUUGAUGAAGAUCCAUCUUACUGCAAUUCAGAACUUAUCCAGCAAGGGUCUAAGAUCACACUAACUGUUUAUGAUCCAUUCCUGGAAACUCAGAGGCAUCAUGACCAGCAAGCAGAAGGAAACAAUGACUCUUCGCGCUGUAAAAAGGAGGAGGAGGAGCGUGGGAGAUUUGAAAAGGGAUCAUUAAGAUCUUCAUCCUCUGAUGACCACAUUCUAACUGUACCAUGGGUUGCCCAUAAUCCAGCCGUGGCGUUACCAGAUCCAGCUAGGGCAAAUGAGCCUUUUGAUCUGUACAUUGAUGCAAUACAUUAUAUUCCAGACAAUGCAACCAUCACCAAGGUGACGGGACAGCUAAUGCAUUCCAGCAGGGAUGACAUUCCUGACAUUUUGGCUUUUCCUGUAAUCACCAGCCAAGCAAGGUGCCCAGAGUUCCUCUACCGUAUGACUGUAAACGUGAAAGGCAAAGAAACUCUAGAUCCCAACGCACUUGUCUUACUUAGAGUGUACACAGUUGAUUCCGACACUGGCAGACUGUUUGUUAUAGGGAAUACUGUGAUUUCCUUGUUCAAUGAACAUGGAGAUUUAAAUGUUGGAGGAUUCCAGCUCAAACUGAGAGGGGGGAUGCCAUCAAAAGGUCAGACUCUUCUCACUGCAUCAUCUCUAAAUCAUUAUCCUAUGAUUCCCUGCUGCAGUUUAUUAAUCCGACUUUUGCCACACACACAGGAUCCUGUGCCCCCUCCAGGAUAUCUGAGCGGAUUUUACUUCACAGAGGAUGCAAAACCAAAUAAAUCUGAGCUGGAAGUUAUUUCAUCCUUCCAACAGGACAAGGAAUUCACAGUCUCUGUGGGUGACGUAGCAGCAAGCCUAAUGAGGAAGGAGCAGUCUGAAGAGCAGUGGAAAGCCUGGUAUGAGGAAAGACUAGAUGGGAGGAAGCACCUUCCUUCUCAGCAGCCACCAGAGCACCUUAGUAUAACCCGUAUGGUUCGGUAUCGGCAACGAGCUGGAUUACGCGUCCGAAUUUCCCAAGUUCAUGGAUUGAAACGAGAUGGCUUUUAUGUGAAUGCUUUUGCCAGAAUCCUCAAAGGAGACGGUGCAUUGCAUUUACCUAAGGUAGCAGAAUUCAGUGAUAAAGAUGAGAAAUUCUUGACCCGUAAACAUGACUUUUCCAGCCUUCAGAGAUCACCUCGCUGGAUAGAUACAUCUCAAGUGUUACAUCCGAAUUGGGAUACCCACAGUGUGUUGCUCAUCCAGAUAUUCAGCAUCAAUGUUGUGUACACUCCUGACCGUAGUGGUCAGGAACCAGGCCAGGUCACAUCACACUCAGGACGAGAGCCAGAACCAAAUGAUCUGUUACAGCUUGGGUGGUCAGCAAUCCCUCUUUUUGAUGGCCCUUAUGUGAAGACGGGAGUUCACAAUGCUCCACUUUUUCAAGGCUCUCCGCAUGCUAAUUUUCUGGAUUAUGUGAUUUCACGUUCUGUGAAAUCAGUUAUGGAUGAGUUUCUGUACAAAAAAUGGUUAAAACUCACAAAAGAAUACAGCAGUAUUACAAUAGAAGUGUGGGAUGGACAUUACUUUGACGAUGAACGCAUUGAUUUACCGGUUAUUAAUGAUCUUCUCACAGUGGAUAAAACUAAUAAAUUCCUAAAAGUGCAAUCUCACAAGAAAGGAAGAGAUAUGACCCAGCUUGUCUUGCAGUGCUUGGAUCAGAGAAUCCAGAAAGCUGGAAGAAAUCACCCGGAAUACAAACUCGAGGAACAGUUCUUUGAAGAAGCUAUGGCAGAGACAUUCUGCAGGCUCGUGGAGGAAGCCUACAUGGUCACGGGGAGGACGUACAAACUCCUUACAGACAGCAGCGGGAAUUGAACCUGGCUUGCUGGCACUGAUAGAGUUGUGAUAACUGCUCCGCUAGAGAGCUGCUCCCUAUUAUGAGUCAGCACUAAUGACGACAGGAUAUGGACCUCUCUGAAUGAUAGCCAGAUGGAGUAAGGUUUCUGCAGUUGUAAAUGCACCACAUAUAAAUUUAAUGACUUGAAAAGGAUUUGUAACCUUCACAUAAAUGAUUCUUGUAUUAUAGUGUAACUAGGAAAUUUUAUCUGCAAUAUUUUUGUCUUAAGAGGCCGUGAUGUUUCUGCACCAGUUUUUAUUAUUACUUGACAAAAGUUUUAGUGAGAAUAUGACAUGCCAAACAAGUGGGAACUUGCUUGGAAAAGCAAAAUACUACAAAUACUGGAUACCUGAAUUAAAAGAGAAAAUGUGGAAGUACUCAGCAGUGGAAGCAGCUAAAAUGGAGGGAAAUGUGCAAAGUAGAAUUAACAUUUCUGAUCGAUGGUUUUUCAUGAAAACUCAUCAGAUGACCUGCUGCCUGCUUGGAGACAAUGACCAUUGAUUUAAAUGGGACCAUUUUAACCCAAUGCACUAUCAGCAAGGCAGAGUUCAUGGUUACACUGUGGCAACACCUCUGAAAGAGGUCAAAUUAACUCCUUCAAGCUUCUGAAGAAAUCAAGAUCAUUCUGCAACAGGAACAUAGGACAUUGCAAGAAAUUGCUUUUAUUACUUUCUCUGUCAAAACCCUGUUGAAGAUAUUUUCCCAAAGGAUUAUCAAGAUACAGAAAUUUACAGAUGAUGAAAUGGUGCAUUCUCAACACCAAGCAUAUCUCAACAUAUCAACUAUUAGUGGACCUUCUGUUUAAAUGAUUUGGAAAGGAAAUCAGGGAGUUUCAUUUACCAAUGUGCCUUCCAUCCCACAUACUUUUUAGUUAUUCACUACACAAGUAAUUCAGUGCAUAUGGGUGUCAAUGCAAUAGCGUUAAGUGGGUGAAGCUUGAAAACAGCAGACAAGCUUAGCAGAGAAAUGGUGAGAGAAUAAGAUCACUCCGUUGUCAUUUCUUUUUACUAUAAUGUAACUAUCAGGCAGGAGGUAAACUCUUGCAAAAUAAUUCUCUGAGGCUCUUUUAAAGACAAAAAGAUGAAAGUACCAUUCUUAAUCUUCAUAUAACCCAGUGCAUUUAAGUUGUUUCUUUUCUAUUUCUCUCAUUGUGUUAAGUCUGAGGCUCAGUAAUUUGUCUUCAAAUUGCUGUCUCUGUGAGAUGAAUGUAUGUUUUGUGGACUAGGGGAGUUAAAAAGCUUAGACUCAGUAGAGGGUCAUGAAUGAUAAACCUUACUGGAGGCAAAAUAAAAAAAUAAAAAAAAGGUCAAGAACAGAAUAAAAUGCUCUCAUCUA